AUAAAACUCGGUCCAAUAAUUAAUGUUUUUAUGUUGGUAUUACUGACAUCUCUAGCUGUCAGUUGAGUAGUUGUCAUUUUGCUUCGCGCGCUUUUUAUAAUCAGCAAAACUUAUUUCUGUGAACAAUUUUUGGUGAGAAUUAUGGCGAAUCGAAAAAAAUUGACUUUGAAUGAGAUAAUAUCGCAGUUGGAACAAGAUGACGAUGUGUUUGAGGCAGAGUUUUUCAUUACACCUCCUGAUAAUUGGCAAAAUAGCGACGAAGACAGUGGUGACGAAGAGUUUGUUAGUAUAAAUAAUUUGUCAAAGCAUCAGUUACUCGCAGAAGCUGAACUCCGGGUCACCAGAUCGUCUCAAGCUGAGUCAAGAAUAGUAAAUGAACGCGUUGAAGUCGCACAAAGAGAGGACCCCGUACCUAGCACAUCAUCAGCUUCAUCAGAGACUCAGCCACCGCCAAAAAAACGACGUGCUGAAGUCACUAGAAAAUGGAGGUUUGUAGACAUUUCAGAAAAGCCUGAGAAAGAGUGCAGUGAGCCUGAUUUCUUGGAACACCUCGAAAACCCCAUUCAAUUUUUCGAAUUAUUUUUUGAUGAAGAAGUGUUCGAAUUGCUACGCUCUGAAACUGAAAAAAAUGCAAUCCAGAAGGGUAAACAUGGAUUUCGGGUUAGUACGACGGAUAUUAAACAUUUUAUUGCUAUUUUGUUGCUAUCUGGGUACAACAGUGUCAGGGGCGUAGCUACCGCCGUAUCUGCCGUAUCAAUUAUACGGGGCCCCCGGGCCACGGGGGCCCCAAAGUGUGUAAGGAAAAAGAAAUAAAAACUUCCUAAUUUAUUUUAUUUUACAAAUGACAAAAUUCUAUAAAGCAAUUACUUUUUAUCCCGCCUUAAGCGUGCGUUCAAAAGUUGGCAACACUCUACAACGUUAUGGCGGGCUGCGGGACUUCCCCGUUUUACUUACUUCAUCUGCAACUCAGCGGGGAAUCCCUCAAUAAUAAAGUCGAUAUCGCGAUAUACGUGUACGUACAUACUCUACAUUGGAUGUUAAACCACGGAGUGCAGUGCAGUGUUUAUUCACGCGUUUUAUGUAAUUGUGCAUUACAUUGUAAUUCAGUACAAACAAUAUUGUUCUUCUGGUUUAACAAUAUUAGUAGCGAUUUGUAAGAGAAAUGAGUGAAAGGAAAAGAGAUUAUCCCAGCGGUGCUGAGAAAAGAAAAAGUAAACGGAAAAGGGAAGAGGUUAUAAAAAAAGUGCCCAAAAUUUCUUCAUUUUUUCAGAGACAAGAUACUGUGAGUGAUUUAGAUUGGAAAGGUAAGUACUACUCAACCCAUUUAUUCGGGGUCCGUAGUGAUAAACAAGGAAAUCUUUUAAUUUCGGUCUGUCAAUCUGUCCGUCACAAAAAGUGGUCUCCCCCCCUCGAUUUUCACAACUACUGUUCCAAAAAUCUAAAAAAGAUAUUGGAGACUCCUUACUAAUUAAACUUUUACAUGAAAUUGGUUUGGCAAAAAUCUUAAAACGGAUGAGGUCUAAAAAUAAAUGUCUAAUUGUAAAAUUAGUUCUUCGAAAAACCGAAGUACUUACUAAUUUACACAAGUACUAUUUUACACGACGCUAAUGUGGAUCUGCGUGGUCAGAUACGCGUGGUUGGUUUAUUAUUUACCUGUAGCGAAGGGUGAAUUUUGUUUUUAGGGUUCCGUGCCACGAAACAAAAAAAAACCAAAA
This is a messenger RNA of Spodoptera frugiperda (fall armyworm), 1715 nucleotides long. RefSeq names its product piggyBac transposable element-derived protein 3. The transcript is spliced from 2 exons. Gene Ontology annotation, molecular function: sequence-specific DNA binding. The coding region runs from base 142 to 813 and encodes 223 amino acids. The record is from RefSeq and is a predicted model, not a curated record. NCBI's taxonomy places the organism in Eukaryota, Metazoa, Arthropoda, Insecta, Lepidoptera, Noctuidae.